Molecule: messenger RNA, 765 nt
Organism: Gracilinanus agilis (Agile Gracile Mouse Opossum)
Lineage: Eukaryota; Metazoa; Chordata; Mammalia; Didelphimorphia; Didelphidae
Product: ribosomal RNA processing protein 1 homolog A-like
Exons: 2
Biological process (GO): rRNA processing
Cellular component (GO): preribosome, small subunit precursor; nucleus; preribosome, large subunit precursor
Source: RefSeq, a predicted model, not a curated record
AUGUCUCCGGGGCUGGAGCUUCCAGCUGAAAUACAGCUAGCGCAACAACUAGCCGGCAACGAGAAAACUAUCCAAGACGGUGUAGUGAGGAAGCUCCAGAGAUACAUCCAUGCCAAGAUGGAAGCCGCCUCAGGUGCUGUCAGUCAUGAAGAAUUGCUAAAAAUAUGGAAAGGGCUAUUCUACUGUAUGUGGAUGCAAGACAAACCUCCCCUUCAGGAGGAACUUGGAAAUACAAUUUCCCAGCUUAUUCAUGUUUUUCAAAAUGUGGAAACCCAGUACCUGUUUGUACAAACUUUUUGGCAAACUAUGAACCGCGAAUGGAAUGGAAUAGACCGAUUACGCCUGGAUAAAUUCUACAUGCUAAUGCGCAUGCUUCUGAACCAGUCCUUUGAGGUGCUAAAAAGAAAUGGAUGGGAGGAAAGUCAGAUUGAACUACUUCUGGAUAUGCUAAUGAAAGAAAUUUUGCACCCAGAUAGUCAUGCACCUUGUGGAGUAAAGUCCCACCUUAUUGAUAUAUAUUUAGAAGAACUGACUAAAGUGGGAGCAGAAGAGCUUACAGCAGAUCAAAACCUUAAGUUCAUUGUUCCAUUCUGCAAAAUUGCAGCCAAGACAAAGGAUUCUACUUUGCUGUAUAAUAUAGUUGGAGGUAUCUUUGAAACAAUUUUGGAACAAGCUCCUUUUGCUAUUGAAGAUUUAAUAAGAGAAUUAAAUGCAACUCAAGAGGAAAGUGAAAUGUCAGAGGGAAAGGAAAUAGCAAAAGAAGAA